AUGACACCUAAAAAGCACCCAAGGGAUUGGUCCCCCAUACGAAAGGUUAUUACAACCAUCAUUAUCUGUGGGAUUGGAUUCACUGUAACGGUCGGCGCCUCCAUAUACUCUCCCGGCCAUGAACAAGUGCAGCAAGAGUUCAACGUACCCACCACAAUCUCUUUACUGCCACUGUCCGCAUACUCUCUAGGACUCGCAUUUGGCCCGAUGAUUUCCUCGCCUCUGUCAGAAGCCUUCGGUCGCCGAUUCGUGUACUUGAUCACGCUUCCUCUAUUUGAUAUUUUCAUGGUCGGGGUCGGCUUAUCGCGGAACAUCGCCUCUCUGAUAAUCUGUCGUUUUUUCGCCGGUUUGUUUGCUGCUCCUGGUGUAUCUGUUGCAGCGGCGACAAUUGCAGACUAUACAACGCCUUCCGAGCGAGCCAUCCCACUCUGCACAUAUUACUCAAUUCCGUUUACCGGUAGCGCAAUUGGCCCACUGAUUGGAGGGUUUGCAGUCGACGCGAAGGAAUGGCGCUGGACGGCAUGGGUCGUUCUCAUAAUGGGCGCAGCACUGCACACCCCGGUUCUCUUCCUACGAGAAUCUCAAACAUCUCUCAGCAAAGGGAAUUCUGAUGGUGGCGUCUGGGAAACGGGGAAACAUUUCAUCACCACCACCGUCAUUCGACCCCUCCAUAUGCUCACAACCGAACCCUUAGUGACCUCAAUCUGUCUAUACACCGGAUUCCAGUUCGCACUUCUCUACACCUUCGUCGUCGCCAGCCCGUGGGUUUUUCGCACCGUCUACGCCUUCUCCUCACAGGCCCAAAGCCUCUCCUUCCUCGGCAUGGUCACCGGCUGCCUCACAGCCCCUCCAGUCCUCAUCUCCAUCGACCGGCUCAUCAAACGCCUCCGACCGCCCACCUCUCAGACCCCCUCCACCCCCGAGGACCGCCUCCACGCCGCCCUCUACGGCAGCCUCGUCCUCCCCGCGGGCCUCUUCUGGUUCGCCUGGACCGCCCAACCCUCCAUCCACUGGAUGAGUCCGAUCUGUGCACAAGGCUUGACUCUGCUCGGAAGCAUCCUGAUCUACGUCCCGUGCAACUUCUACACGAUUGACGUGUAUGGGUCGAAGUUCGGGGCGUCAGCGAGCGGCGCGUCGUCUUUGACUCGGUAUACUUUGUCUGCUGCGUUUCCGCUCUUCGUGACGCAAAUGUAUGAGGCGCUGGGGGUGCAUUGGGCGACAAGUCUGUUGGGGUUCGUGGCGUUGGCGAUGGCGCCCAUUCCGUGGUUGCUUUAUCGUGCUGGGCCGGGGUUUAGGGCAAGGAGUGGUUAUGAGCAUGGAACGUAG
This is a messenger RNA of Aspergillus steynii IBT 23096, 1326 nucleotides long. RefSeq names its product MFS transporter. The coding region runs from base 1 to 1326 and encodes 441 amino acids. The record is from RefSeq and is a predicted model, not a curated record. Lineage: Eukaryota; Fungi; Ascomycota; Eurotiomycetes; Eurotiales; Aspergillaceae. Gene Ontology annotation, biological process: spermidine transport; spermine transport; transmembrane transport. The transcript has a single exon. Gene Ontology annotation, cellular component: membrane. Gene Ontology annotation, molecular function: spermidine transmembrane transporter activity; spermine transmembrane transporter activity.